Triticum dicoccoides is the source of this 2468-nucleotide messenger RNA. RefSeq lists its product as uncharacterized. The record is from RefSeq and is a predicted model, not a curated record. Bases 199 to 2244 code for a protein of 681 amino acids. The transcript is spliced from 3 exons. NCBI's taxonomy places the organism in Eukaryota, Viridiplantae, Streptophyta, Magnoliopsida, Poales, Poaceae.
UGUGCUGGACUUGAUAUGGCACUCACACCCCCUCUCCUCUCCUCUCCUCUCCUCUCCGCCAUAUGAAUGUAGCUUGAGAAGACUAGCUAGGCAACGUCUGAAAGGGGUUAGCUAACCAAAUCUGCGCGCAGGAAUAGCUGCAGCCUGCAGGCCUUACAUCGAUCUCCAGGUGGCCAUCUGAGACAUACGAAAGCAUUCAUGCCUGCAAUGGAGGGUUUGCUCAAACUGUUCGAUAUGUGGGAAAUCCAGGUGCUUGUGCUCCUCAGCUUCGCACUACAAGUUUUCUUGUUCUUUACUGGCAGCCGGCGACAACAUAGCACGAGCAUGGUCCUAAGGCUCUCAAUUUGGGCUGCUUAUCUUGGGGCAGACUUUGUAGCAGUGUAUACCCUAGGCCUUGUCUCACGACAUGAGGAGAUCAGCGCUGAAAGGCACGUAACAGGGGUAACACAAUCACUAGUUUUCUUUUGGGCACCAUUUCUCCUCAUCCAUCUUGGUGGGCAGGACACCAUUACUGCCUUUUCCAUGGAGGACAACAGCUUGUGGCUGAGGCAUUUGCUGAAUCUGGUGGUGCAGGUUGUCCUGGCUAUAUAUGUUUUUUGGAAAUCCAUUGGAAGACACAGUCUGGAGCUUCUAUUGUCUUGUGUAUUUCUGUUUGUUGUUGGAAUUAUCAAGUAUGGGGAAAGAAUAUGGUCUCUUCACUGUGGUUCCUUCACAAGCCUCGAGAAUUCAAGUGGACGUCGUUACAAAGGGUUGCCAACGCUUGAUGAAAAAGAAGACAUGGAUGAGGAAUCUAAUAGCCAAGUGAGCACUAGUGGUGGCUAUGAUAGCACUGUUUAUAUAGCUAUGUGUUCAAUGCCACAUGUCCAUGAUAUCUUUUCAGGACACAACUUCAUUUCAGAAUCUGCACCCCCAGAUCGGAUGCUAGAUGACAGCACAAAUGUGAUCAAGACGGUCAGUAUUAUUCUAAGUUUGAUGUAUGCUGAUCUCUACACUAAGGCUCUUGUGGUCAGAACAAGGAGUGGCAUCAUAUUUAGAUGCAUCUCUCAGAUGUCCGCUGUUGUUGCUUUUGCUCUGUUCCAUGCAAAUGACAAGCAGAGGUAUAGCAAAAAAGACAUUGCAAUCACUUAUUCACUUCUUGUGGGAGUCUUUUUCCUGGAACUGUGUGCAAUGUUUAUUUCCAUGAAGUCACCCUGGACAUGGGCAUGGCUGAAGGUUCGAAAGUGGGAUAAGCUUGCCAUGUUGUCCUGGUUACUUUUUUCUAGUGAUAUUAGGCGGCCGAAGGCGAAGCAAUGUUCGCUACCGUCAAUGGGGCAGUACAACUUUUUGAGCUGGGUGACUGGCAGUGGCCAUGCGAGAACAUUCAAACAACGAGUGAUGACCAUGUGCAAAUGGCUUGUGAAUUUGGUCUGUCUUGAAAGGAAGAAAAUAUUUUGGAUGAGCAAGCUGUUAGACACUGAGUAUGUGAAUGUGGAUGAGGUGCUUAUGGAGUGUGUUGCAAAGGAGAUUAGUCACUUAAGUGAAGAUGAAGGCUCCAAUAAGAGUAUUAGCAAAAAAUUGCUGGAUUUCUUGGCGUAUUCUCCAGAUUUUGGUGCGACUAUUUUGAUGAUGCAUGGAUUGACAGAUGAACAUUUACGUAAAUAUGCCACUUCUGGUGCUGCUGACAUGGAGGCAAAUACUGAAAUAGUGGAUAUGAUUGCCGUAUGCAGAAAACUAUCCAACUACAUGAUGUACCUUCUGGCUACCCACCCGUCCAUUCUUCCGCUCAGUCUUAGCGCGAAAAGUAUUCUCGACUGUCUUCAGGAUCCCAAAGAUUUCAACUUUGAACUUAACACAUUAGAUGGCGCUCUGGAGCCAACCAUGGAAGUAGUGGAGUUAGUUAGCGUGUGGGCGAGGCUCCUUAUUUACGCUGCAGGCAAGUCAAGACAGGAGAUGCACACGGCACAACUGAGCAGAGGAGGGGAGCUCAUCACCUAUGUCUGGCUCCUCAUGGCCCUCCAUGGCCUCGGAGAUUCCCAGACAAGGAGGAUUCGACUCACCAAUGGUGAUACUAGUGAAGGUAAGGUGGAGGAGACAUAUGCCUUCCCUGUCCCUACAGCAACAUCAAUUGGACCGGAAGAAGCUAGCAGCAGCAUUACGGCGGGUGUAAUAAACCGAUGGCAGCAUCUUGCACGCCGCUUGCGCUCCAUGCCGCCAGGACGUGCUGAUUCUUCCCCUCGCGUUGUGGGUGAUCAAAUAAAUGACUAGUAGUACAUAUCAAGUAUCUGCUACUCUAGUACUGCUCAGACUAUUUGCUACUGACUUUUAUACGUAUGAAUCCCUCGUUUAAAAACUUGUAAUGAAUAAAUGAAUCGAUAAACGAAUCAUGAGGUGUUUUGCGGUGUAAUGUAUCAACCGCCGAGUUGGGUGCUCUGCUCUAUGUAGAGGGUUUCACCUGACGUUUAAAUUUGCUCUACCUACGCUUCGCUCAA